This is a messenger RNA of Capsaspora owczarzaki ATCC 30864, 993 nucleotides long. RefSeq lists its product as hypothetical. The record is from RefSeq and is a predicted model, not a curated record. The transcript is spliced from 3 exons. Gene Ontology annotation, cellular component: extrinsic component of endoplasmic reticulum membrane. NCBI's taxonomy places the organism in Eukaryota, Filasterea, Ministeriida, Capsasporidae. Gene Ontology annotation, biological process: vacuolar proton-transporting V-type ATPase complex assembly. The coding region runs from base 73 to 900 and encodes 275 amino acids.
GAAUGAGUUGCACUAUGUGCAUUUUUGUCUAUUUGAUUGAUUGCUCAGUCCACAUUGUUUCUCAGAAGCGCCAUGUCAGCUUCCACCUCGCCGUCGUCGUUGUUCGGGGAAAAAGUCGCAACCAACCUGACCAAGCGGUCGACGGACGACGGCCAAGUCCCAUCCUCAUCCUCAUCCUCAUCCUCAUCAUCAUCGUUGCUUGUUGAGGCGCUGCGGUCGGUGCCUGCAGCAACGCUUGAGGCGACGCGAGACGCGGUCAUUGUCGCUUUCAUGGACACGUUCGACGCGUACCUCAGCAUGCACGACAGUCUGCUCGGCAGCUUCAAAGAGGGACACUUUUCAAUCACCAAGGCGCGUCAUGCAAUGGGCUCGAACUGGAUUUACCCGCCACAAUUUCCUGCAACAAUCGCACCAGGACUGGGUGUUGUGAUGGACGAGCAGUCCCAGCAGAAAGAAGACACUGAUGCCACCCCAACAGGUACACUCGAACUGCAUCCAGAGCUGCGUUCUCAGCUUCCGAAAGAAUUCAUUGCCGCUCUCGCCGCGCCGUUGGUUUCUGUCCAGGCGAUCUCGCGCCAGCCGCCUUCUUCAGCCACGACAGAUGCCGCCGAUCAAGAUAAGGGUCAACUGCGUCAGCGAAAGGAUGGUGGAUCGAGUGCCGCUGCAGCAUCUGCUUCGGAAUCAAAACCGGCAACCAAACCACCCAAAGUUGCUCCUGGCUUUGCUGAUCCGUUGCGCUGGUUUGGCGUCUUGACUCCAAGUUAUCUCAAAGACGCACAGGCGAACUUUACGCAAGCGACGCAGUAUGCAGUGCAAGUUGCCGAGUUGCGCAUUCGACUCAUCAGUUUGCUUGAUGUGUACGAGAGUUUACAAGCCAUUCUUGGCCAGCCUGAACACUAGCUGUGGCGCCCACCAAACCAUUUCCGUUUUGUUCAACACAUUGAUGACUAAUACACUCGUUCAAUGACAACAAAGGCACUUUUUACACACGCA